AUGAUUUGGAAUUUCGUAUAUGGGUUAAAAGGACAGGCAAUGACAAAAUCAUUAAUCUCUAAAGAAGAGGUCAUUAAAAAAUAUGCUAUAUGUACCCUUCAUUUUCAAGAUUCUUGUAGGAGCAUUGGUACUGUUCGUUUAAAUAAAGGAUCACUUCCUACAAUGUUUUUACCAAACCUAUUGGAUACUGAUGAACCUCAAUCCAAUAUUAAUYGUGAAGUCUCUAAAGUUGUGGAAAACUCUAGUUUUGAAACAUYAUUUGAUACACUAGCUAUUCCCUUGGAUAAAUCCCACGAGUUUUCUACUAKUACACCUUGCUCUUCAAAUUCAUCUUUAUAUGAACUAAAACCUAUUACAAAUAAUAGUACUUCAGAAAUAGUAAUUAGAACACCAAGUUUUCAAGAAAAAAUAAACAAAACUACUUUAGAGUUUAUCGAAAGCCAAGUAGGAAAUCAACACAAAAAACUUAAUGGUAGAAGGUAUAUGUUAAAAGAUAAAAUAUUUGCUCUAUAUAUUUUCAAGACUUCUCCAAAAGCGUAUAAGUUUUUAUCUAAAAUAUUUGCCUUGCCUAGUGAAACUACAUUAAAUAAUUUGCUUGAAAAAAUACCUUUUAUACCCGACAUUAAUAGUCACAUUGAGGAAAAUAUGAAGCACCAAGUGAAACAAUUAAAACCAAUGGACCGAACUUGCAUAAUUUUAUUUGAUGAAAUGGCUCUUGAGCCUGGUCUAAAGUAUGACAAAAAAAAUGAUUUAAUGUUAGGUUUUGAAAAUGUUGGGAAGACUGUCACAAACAAAUUUGCAGACCAUGUACUGGUUUUUAUGAUAAAAGGUGUAAGCAAAAAAUGGAAACAACCUUAUGCUUACUACUUUUGUCAAGGAACCACUAAAACAAAUCAGUUAGUUACUUGUAUUAAAGAAGUUGUAAAGAGUUAA
This is a messenger RNA of Diuraphis noxia (Russian wheat aphid), 933 nucleotides long. RefSeq lists its product as uncharacterized. The record is from RefSeq and is a predicted model, not a curated record. Lineage: Eukaryota; Metazoa; Arthropoda; Insecta; Hemiptera; Aphididae.